CCCACUACUCUAUUUCACUUCACCAGCAGGUACACUCUUGGAGGAAGAACUCGUCGGAACUGCCCUUUCGAUCUCCUGCACAAUGGCAACGGCUGAGGUUCAACACGCUGUUCCAACGGCCGUGCACGACAGCAACUGCUUCCAGGAGGAAGAGAACCACAAGGCAGUCGCCAUCGUCCAAGAAAAGUCCAUCACCGGGGUGGAAGAAGCUCCUCGAACUGAGCUGCAGGCCACGCACAACAAUGGCGUCGACUCCGAGGUCGAGACGAAGGAUCACGAGGAAGACUCCAAGGACUGGAAGGAUCACGAGGAGGAAGAAGAAGCCAUGGCCGCUGGCGCCGGCGCCGACGGCCUCCUGCUUCAGGCCGUGGCGCAAGAGGUAGAGGCCAAGCUUGGCAUCGUCCAGGACGGCAACGUCACCGACCCUGCAGCUGCACCCACCGCUGAAGCGAAGCCGCCCAAGGAGGAAGAACGGCGCCGUGAUGUGAUCGCGAGGAAGGCCGCAGCCGCGGCCAAGGCGGUAGUCGUCCCCGUCGACGACGAUGAGCUCUACGGGGAGACCGCUGCGCCGGCAGAGGCGGCGCCUGAGGCUCCUGAGAAGGAGGAGGAGGGCGCAGCCAGCGAGGAGGUGCUGGAGGAGAAGGCACACGAGGAGCAGAAGCUUAUUUAAGGGUUCACUGAACUUAAUUACUUAGUCUCUCGUAAUAAUCUCGUUUAGUACGCGUCGUCGGAGGUGGUUUAAUUUGUCGUCGCGUGUUACUACAGUACCGUGUGUACGUGCUUUGCUUCUGUCCAGGUGGUGUGGUCGUAAUAUAUAAUAAAGUAGUUUCAACUAAGUCAUGUUUAUUUGGUCUUGGUACGUAAGUUUUUUAAUA
This is a messenger RNA of Phragmites australis (common reed), 875 nucleotides long. RefSeq lists its product as uncharacterized. The record is from RefSeq and is a predicted model, not a curated record. Bases 83 to 670 code for a protein of 195 amino acids. Lineage: Eukaryota; Viridiplantae; Streptophyta; Magnoliopsida; Poales; Poaceae. The transcript is spliced from 2 exons.